CUGGACGUGACUCUGCAGCCCUCUUGGAGUAGGCGGACCUCCGCGCGCUGCCUCGCGGGAGGUGUAGUUUUCCGCGUCCCUCCGGUGCGGCAUUGUGGGAGCUGUAGGCGAUCCGGGGCCACGCUUUCCCCGCACAAUGCUUCGCCACCGCGGGCGGGAUAGGCGAGGGAAGCCAGGUGGGGGAGCGUUGGGGGCAGUGGGCAUCAGAAGCUAUCCCAAAUCUCACCAGGCGCGGCACUUGAGCCUCUAUCGCAAACUUUCCCAUGCCACGGCCCUCCCCUAGUCGUAAACCGAAAGCGUCAGGUCUCCCAGCUGGAUGGGUGGAUGUGUGGUCUGAGGUGUGCAGCUCCCCUCCAGGAGCCACUUCACAAGUUUGACCCGGGUUGCUCCAGGCCCACCCUUUACCAAAGGGUGAUGAAUUCGCUCUGUACUCCCACCGGAAUCACCCUGGACACUUGUUAAAAUGCCAGUGCCUGAAACUCCUAUCGCUAGAAUGGUCUGGUGGGGUACACACUGAACACCACCGGUAGGACAGCUCUGCUUCUUUGGGGCAGGGGGCGGUUAUCCUGCUGCCCAAGUUUGAGACCUUUGAUCCCUUUGCUGAGGCACUGCUCUAGGAGUGAAAUGGCUCCCCGGGGUUGAGGCCACGUGCUCUCUCAUGCUGGGGAAGUCUUGCCAACAUUCCACUGACCCCUGAGACUCAGCGGGACCAGGAGCGGCGGAUUCGGAGGGAAAUUGCCAAUAGCAACGAGCGGAGGCGCAUGCAGAGCAUCAAUGCGGGCUUCCAGUCCCUCAAGACCCUCAUCCCCCACACAGAUGGAGAGAAGCUCAGCAAGGCAGCCAUUCUCCAGCAGACGGCGGAGUACAUCUUCUCCUUGGAGCAGGAGAAGACCAGGCUCCUGCAGCAGAACACACAGCUCAAGCGCUUCAUCCAGGAGCUGAGUGGCUCGUCCCCCAAGCGGCGGCGGGCAGAGGACAAGGAUGAGGGCAUUGGCUCCCCAGACAUCUGGGAGGAUGAGAAGGCAGAAGACCUGCGGCGGGAGAUGAUUGAGCUACGGCAACAGCUGGACAAGGAGCGCUCGGUGCGCAUGAUGCUGGAGGAGCAGGUUCGCUCGCUGGAGGCUCACAUGUACCCGGAAAAGCUCAAGGUGAUCGCACAGCAGGUGCAGCUGCAGCAGCAGCAAGAGCAGGUGCGACUACUUCACCAGGAGAAGCUGGAGCGGGAACAGCAGCACCUUCGGACCCAGCUCCUGCCCCCUCCGGCCCCCACCCACCAUCCCACGGUGAUCGUGCCUGCGCCACCACCUACUCCUCACCACAUCAAUGUCGUCACCAUGGGCCCCUCCUCGGUCAUCAACUCAGUUUCCACGUCCCGGCAAAAUCUGGACACCAUCGUGCAGGCAAUCCAGCACAUCGAAGGCACCCAAGAAAGGCAGGAGCAGGAAGAGGAGCAGCGGCGAGCCGUAAUUGUGAAGCCAGUCCGAAGCUGCCCUGAGGCCCAGGCCUCCGACACUGCCUCCGAUUCGGAAGCCUCAGACAGCGAUGCCAUGGACCAGAGCCGAGACGAGCUGGCCGGGACUGGGGGGCUUCCCUGACCACCCCCUCAGCCCUCCUCUCCCUUCUGGGGGCUUGAGGGGGCCGGGUCAGCAACAGGGAAUACAUGCAGGCCAGCGAGUGAGGAAUUUUUACAAAAUUACAACGUCAUUUGGGUCUCUUUUAUGACCUCUUUUUCAAUACUGUAAAUCGACCUUUGAGCAAAGGCCACCCAACCUGAGGUCCUGGGGGCUGGGGCUGCGGGAGUGAGCGUGUGGGAGCACCUGGACACCUGGGGCUGGGCCUCACAGGGAGGCUGGGGGAGCUGACACUUGAGGUGCCUGGCCUCUCUCUGCCAAAACUUUUUUUUUUUCAUUUAAACACAUGUUUUUAAGAACAGGGAAAAUCAAAUAAAACCCCAGCAGAUUUCUGCCCUCCCUAGAGCUAGCCCUAGGAGUGUCAGUUUUUAAUUCACCCUUCCCUUCACUUUUUGGUUUUCCUCUUUCUCUAAGCACUUACAUGGGUUGGGAAGGCUGGCUGGGUCAGGACUCUCUGGGGUUCCAGGGUGGAAGUUGCUUCUUCACUGGGGUUUGCUGCUGCCCUUUUGCCCUGCCUUCCCUUCCCUGCUCCACCUCAGCACUAGGGUUUGCCACUUUCCACCGCCAGCUGGCCCCCACCUCUCCCUCCAGGUUGCCUAUCUUCGACCCUCAAAAAUGUCUUUGUCUCUCUCUUUUUGUUUUGUUUGUUGAUUGUUUUUUUUUUGGUUUUUGUUUGUUUUCGGAACUUUUUGUUUUGUUUGGUUUUAUUUUUUUUUUUUACAAUUUUGAGGUCUUUGUGUUCAAGGAGAGCUAUUAUAUUUUGUUAAAGAAAGUGGGGGCGGGGGCGGGGAACCAAGAGGCCACCAUGCCUUUAUAAAGAAACAAAAUAAAGUUUGUACUUUGUUUUUUAGGUUGUGCCUCCUGGGUGCACGCCGUCCUGCAUUGCUGGGGAGGGCUUCCUGCACUACAGAAAGUGUGGGGUGCUCUUUGGGCCAACCAGAGGGGACUGGAUGUGGGUCAGCUCAUGAUGACUCCCCCAAUUUGUGUGGUAUUGCAAUGAGAAAUCAGGGUCCUCAGAUUCCCUGGGAUUACUCUGGGUAUUCUGCAAAGACGGGAGAUGG
Molecule: messenger RNA, 2692 nt
Organism: Artibeus jamaicensis (Jamaican fruit-eating bat)
Lineage: Eukaryota; Metazoa; Chordata; Mammalia; Chiroptera; Phyllostomidae
Gene: TFAP4
Product: transcription factor AP-4
Exons: 7
Coding region: 762-1595 (277 amino acids)
Biological process (GO): regulation of transcription by RNA polymerase II
Cellular component (GO): nucleus
Molecular function (GO): DNA-binding transcription factor activity, RNA polymerase II-specific; RNA polymerase II cis-regulatory region sequence-specific DNA binding; protein dimerization activity
Source: RefSeq, a predicted model, not a curated record